AUGCUCUCCUCCAUCCCCGUCCUCCUCCCGCUCGCGGCCCUCGCGCCGCUGGCCUCAGCCCACAUCGCCAUGUGGACUCCCUCCAUGUACGGCUUCAACCCCUUCGACCAGUGGUGGUUCGUGAGUACCCAGUUCAUCCCCCUCGUCGACACGUCGUCGAGUUUUACUGAUGCGUUCCCACAGCAUGGCUUCCUUGACUACCCACCCAACGCCGGCGAUGUUUUCGAGCUGCCUGCUGGCGGCUCUAUCAACGCCGAGCUGACCUGCGACAAGGGCGCGUCUUCGUCCUACGCCUCCUCCGAGGGAGGUAACGCAGGAUUCCCCACCAACUGGCCGUGCCCCGGCCAGGACUCAUCGCAGUUCCACACAACCGGCAUCGACGACACCAAGGGCUGUGCCAUCGCUAUUGCAGACAAGACUGACGGGAAGGACGUGCAACCGAACGACUUCACCAUCAUCAGCGUCAACCAGACUUGCGUGUGGUAUGCCAACACGGAGUUCCAGAUCCCUGCCCAGAUGCCGGCGUGCUCUGGCCCGAACUGCGUCUGUGCGUGGUUCUGGAUUCACUCUGAUGACAGCGGUUCGGAGCAGCGUGCGGUGACGACCCAGCACGGGUCUGUUGCGAACCCGGGCAACUGCACGAUCGGUCCCAAGUACCCCAUGUACUGGAUGCAGGCCGAAGGCAACAACGUGCGUCCUCCCUCCGAUCCUCGCGACAUCUCCUUUCUGGACAUUACAAUGCUAACUGGCCGUGUGCAGAUGUUCGAAGGCUACUAUGACGUGCCGGUCUACGGCGACAAGAUGGGCUUCCACGACGGCGCGCAGAACGACAUCUUCCAGGACGCGUACGUCUCCUCGCUCGGGCCCGGCAGCGCGCCGACGUCCUCCGCGAACGCGCGCCGCGACGUGCCCGUCGCACAGGCGACGCCGGCGCCCGAGGCGCGCGGGAUGCUCAAGAGGCACAAGCGCAUGCUGGACCUCGCCGGGCACGGCUCGCUCUGA
This is a messenger RNA of Fomitopsis serialis, 1002 nucleotides long. RefSeq lists its product as uncharacterized. NCBI's taxonomy places the organism in Eukaryota, Fungi, Basidiomycota, Agaricomycetes, Polyporales, Fomitopsidaceae. The transcript is spliced from 6 exons. The record is from RefSeq and is a predicted model, not a curated record. Bases 1 to 1002 code for a protein of 333 amino acids.